AUUUUAUUAUUAUAAUAAAAUGGCGGCCGAUACCAAAGGAGCCCUUUGUGUUGGUCUAGUUUGUCUUGACAUUAUCUACAGCGUAGAUCACUAUCCUAAAGAAGACGAAGACAUUAGAGCUAGCGGACAAAAAUGGGCCAAAGGAGGUAACGCGGCGAACACUCUUUCUGUUCUUGUUCAACUUGAGAAAACUCAAGAGGAGGGAGAAAAAAGACCUUGUGAACUACUUUCCACGUUAGGAGGAGGAAUUGAGACAGAUUAUGUUCUUGCUGAACUCGAUGAGUCUCGAAUAGACCACGCCCACUGCAGGGUUUACUCUUCCCAGAAGCUACCAACUUCUUUUGUACUCCUCAAUACUUCAAAUGGAUCAAGAACUAUCAUACAUCACAGAAAUCUUCCGGAACUAAAAUUUGAAGAUUUUAAAUCUCUAGAUCUUUCAAAAUACAACUGGAUUCAUUUUGAGGGACGUAACCCUGACGAAACCGUUGCAAUGGUUAGACACAUCAGACAGUCUCCAUACUCCCCAGUGGUUAGCAUUGAGCUAGAGAAGAAGAGACCAGAGCUACUUGUACUGGCUGGCUUGGCUGAUGUCCUUUUUCUUAGCAAGGAACACGCGAGUUAUCAUGGCUACCAAUCACCAGAGGAGACAUGUCUAAAGUUUCGAGAUAAAGCUAAGGAAAAUGCUAUUCUCAUCUGUGCUUGGGGUGAGAGGGGGGCUGUUGCCAUGGAUGCUACAGGAGAGUUAUGUAAAUCUGAUGCGUUCCCUCCUCCAGGUGGUUUAGUGGACACAUUAGGAGCUGGGGAUACAUUCAAUGCUGGCGUGAUACACAAACUAAUGAGGGGCGUGCCUCUACACGAGGCUAUAGUGUUCGGUUGUAAAAUAGCAGGAAUAAAAUGUGGAAGAGAAGGAUUCUACAAUUUGACUGAUGAUUUGUAAAUUUUAUAAUUUAACAAUAAUAAUAAAGAGAUGCAGUCUGCUAAAGAGGCA
Molecule: messenger RNA, 988 nt
Organism: Amphimedon queenslandica
Lineage: Eukaryota; Metazoa; Porifera; Demospongiae; Haplosclerida; Niphatidae
Product: ketohexokinase-like
Exons: 6
Coding region: 20-937 (305 amino acids)
Biological process (GO): fructose metabolic process
Molecular function (GO): ketohexokinase activity
Source: RefSeq, a predicted model, not a curated record